Molecule: messenger RNA, 909 nt
Organism: Salvia miltiorrhiza (redroot sage)
Lineage: Eukaryota; Viridiplantae; Streptophyta; Magnoliopsida; Lamiales; Lamiaceae
Source: the annotation of a RefSeq genome assembly
AUGAAUAAUCGUUCUGUUCUCCUCCGUUCUCUUUCUACUAUCAAUAAAAGUGAUGUUAAAUCACUCACUGACCAAAUUGCUAAUCUUAGAAUUUCAGAUAUUCCAGCUUCUUCUUCAUCUUCUAUAUCUGAUUCUGUUGAUUCUUUUGUUUCUCCUAAUUCUCAUGUGUAUUCAUAUAGUAAAAAUGUAUUAGAUCGUUUUUAUAAAAAUACUAAAGAUUCUGAUCUAAGACGAAGUGUAAUAGAUAAAACCAAAUCUUCUUUGAAUGAAAUACCUAGUACUAUAUGUGAUCUUACAUCAAAGUCUAUUGGUUUGUUUUUAAACCUUAGUUUUCGUAUUUUACCAAAUCAAGAUUCUUUUAUUACACAGAAAUUAAGAUUGCCUAAAACGAAAGAUGGUUUAAUUGCAUUUAAAAAUAAGCUUGGUUUAUCUAAACCAUCUAAUGUUGGGUUAUCUCAAAUAUCUUAUGAUAGUUUCAUGGAGAAAGCAACAAAUAUCUAUUCAGGAAUUUUGGUUGAUGCUAUUACAUAUAAUAAUAGUCAUUAUGGACGGUUCUUGGUUCUUGUUCAAUUAGGUCUUAGGUGUACAGUAUGGUAUGGUUUUCACCCUGGUGCUGAACUCGGCAUUCCUGUUGAUUGUAUAUUGUUUAAUCCAAUGGAAUCAUAUGAGAAUUUUAUCAACUAUCCCGAUACUCAUGUUCAGCAUGGUUUUAAUAAGAUUACAUUAGUAGAGAAUGAAGAUAAUAUCUUACCUAAGUUAGCUGAAGGUUAUACGAGUGAGAAACCAUUUUCUGAUGUAAAAAUACCAAAUGCUAGCGGUAGUGUUUUUAUGAGUGUUGGCCUUGGUUUAGCUAUUGUAAUAUUACUUUCAUUAGGUGUUUCUCCCGAUUUGAAUGUUAUAACUGCCUAA